CGAUUUGAAACUUCAUGGCACAAACGUUUCGUCCCCAGGGAAAAGCAGAAACCUAGUGGACUCAUCUAAAAAUAAAAAUACCUAGUGGACCAAUAUGCAAACUGCACUCCUAAAGCUGUAUUCCUCCACCUGAUGGCCGACGCGAUGGCCGCCGCCGCCGCCGGAGAGAGUCCGCCGCUGCAGGCGGACUACUUCUUCGGGAGGCCAUGGCCCGAUCUCAACGAAGGACUCUCCUACACCGAUACAUUCCGCGGCGCCGAUGCGGAAACCACCGCCGCCUUGAUCAACUUCUACUCCGAGAACUACAAGAGCUCGGCGCCAUUGCCAGGGUGGAUUCAUAGGAUUCGCAAUGGACAGGUAGCAUACGCAGCAACCAGUGGUUAAUUAGUCAUGCUGUUUUUGUGUAUAACGGUUGAUGGCCAAGUUGUCACUGAUCCAGAUAUGAUUCUCAGGGUGGGUUCUAAGUUGGUAUAUCAUCGCCUCGCAUGGAAGGAGCCAUUUGCACCACAUUUGCUUCAAGUGCUUUAUGAAGAUGACGACAUGGUCGCCCUUAACAAGCCUUGCGGUUUGCAAGUUCUGCCAAAAGGAAUCUUCCAGCAGCGCACUGUUCUAGCACAGCUUCAGUGGAAAGAGUGGAAGAUGCCCCCAUCAAGCUGCUCUAAGAGAAAAAAUGUGCAGUUACAUCCUGUACCUGUUCAUCGAUUAGGAAGGGGCACGUCAGGUCUACUGUUUUGUGCCAAGACAAAGCUUGCCAAAGUUCAACUUGCAUCUUAUUUUGCAGAAGGUGCUGCAAAUGCAGAGAAGAAAAGGGAUGGAACUGAGGUGGGCAAAGAACGGAAAAUUUCAAAAUUCUAUCGAGCAUUAGUAACUGGUAUACUUGAACACAAUGAGGAUGUGGUUACUCAACCCAUAGGAUUGGUUCACUACCCUGGAGUUGCAGAGGGACUUUAUGUGGCAUGUUCCUCAGGAAAGCCAGCCAUGAGCAAAGUGUGUGUUCUUGAGAGACUUUUGCAUCAAAAUCAAACGCUGGUCCAGGUUGAAAUUCAUUCAGGACGGCCUCACCAAAUCCGAAUACACCUUGCAUACAUUGGACACCCUCUUGUUGAUGAUCCUCUCUAUGGUAUUGGUGGGCAGCCUAAAUUUGAUGACCUGGAAUCUACUAGUACGGAUAUUUCUUUUGCAUAUGACGGAGGUUAUGAGAGGCCUUUACAGCCUGUUCCCGGAGACUGUGGGUAUCACUUGCAUGCUCAUUGGCUGGUCCUUUCUCAUCCAACCACGAAUAAGAUGGUGAAGAUAACUGCCCCUCUGCCGCAUAUCCUACAAACUCGAGAGGAGCGUUGCGAUCCGCAAGUUGAUACUUCAGCUCAUAACUUUCCAUUUGAAAGUAUGUGCAUCCAUGAGUUGAGCAAUCAGUAAGAGUUCACAGGCCAUGUUUUUACAAGCCCAUGGAGAUGGAGGCUAUUGGACGCUAACGUCCACAUAUGAGGUUUUGAGUGUCUUACAGAGUGUCAGACUGAGUUUUUGCGUGUGGCGCAGCGUGGACAAUACAGGAAAUGGUAUUGCUGAGUUUAAAUGGUCACUGGACGCUUCUGAGGAGGAACCAUGAGGAACAUUUAUGUUACAGUAGAUGGUAGAACAGAGUAAACUUUUCAGGUCACUGCAUCUGAAGAUGCAUGCACACAGCCAAAUGAUGUACUAACUGCUGCUGUGUGUGUGUGUUCGUGUUGUAUAUAUGACCGAAACCAAUUUUGCACUUAUGCAAAUGUAUGCACAUUUUGGCUAAGAUUAUCAUCUGCAAGCAUGUAGGAACUAUA
Molecule: messenger RNA, 1814 nt
Organism: Triticum aestivum (bread wheat)
Lineage: Eukaryota; Viridiplantae; Streptophyta; Magnoliopsida; Poales; Poaceae
Product: RNA pseudouridine synthase 5
Exons: 14
Coding region: 391-1416 (341 amino acids)
Biological process (GO): enzyme-directed rRNA pseudouridine synthesis
Molecular function (GO): RNA binding; pseudouridine synthase activity
Source: RefSeq, a predicted model, not a curated record